Angiostrongylus costaricensis is the source of this 507-nucleotide messenger RNA. Lineage: Eukaryota; Metazoa; Nematoda; Chromadorea; Rhabditida; Metastrongylidae. The record is from the annotation of a GenBank genome assembly.
AUGGGUAAAACUUCAAAAGCGGUUUUCUUAAACAGGAAUCAUCGCAAAUUUCAGUUACGGAAGAGCGAUUGGAAACAUGAUGUUGUCUACUUGUAUCAGUUUCCUCGUAGCAAGACGAUUCCCAACAUGUCGCCGUUCUGUCUGAAGGUCGAGACCUUUCUCAAAGUGAAUAAAAUUCCAUAUGAGGUGUGCCCGCUUCUAAUGGGACGUUCGCGAUACGGCUUGCUGCCCUUCGUCGAGCUGAACGGUGAACACAUAGCCGAUUCGCAGAUCAUCAUUAGUCGUCUCACGAAACAUUUCAAUAUUAAAAGAGGAAUUUCGACCAUGAAAAAAUGGCUUAUACUGUUGAAAGUUGACUGCACACUUUUCGGACAACUAGCCACAGUGUUGUAUGUUCCAACGAACAGUUACGCGAAAGAACUGCUAAGAGACCACUAUCCAACGCUGGUGGAGUACUGCGGUCGAAUCAGGGACACUGUGUUCGGAGACGAGUUCGCUUCCCACUGA